CCCCAAGUUGCCCCUAUCAGGUUGAAGGCUAGGAGGGUUCCAUUCGCCCUAAAGCCCAAGAUUGACCGGGAACUGGACAAACUAGUAAACCAGGGGAUACUAGUACCCGUUGAUCACACAAAAUGGGAGACACCUAUAGUCACCCCAGUCAAACCGGACGGGUCGGUCCGGAUUUGUGCUGACUAUAAGGCAACAUUAAACAAAGCUUUGCAGAAGAGUGCAUACCCCGUCCCAGUAGUGCAACACUUACUGCACUCGUUGGGACAAGGGCAAGUUUUCGCCAAACUAGAUUUGGCUCAAGCCUAUCAGCAAUUACCAGUAGAUAGCAGCACAGCCGAAGCGCAAACCAUUGUCACGCACCGCGGCGCAUUCAAAUGCACCCGGCUCCAAUUCGGGGUGAGUGUAGCCCCGGGGCUGUUUCAGAACCUAAUGGAGCGACUAUUGCAGGGUCUACCCGGGGUGGUACCGUAUUUUGACGAUGUAUUGGUAUCAGCCGAAAAUUUAGUGGAACUAGGGGUACGACUGAGGAAAGUUUUGGGCAUUUUCAGGUCUGCCGGGCUUAAAGUUAAGCUGAAUAAAUGCCAAAUCGGGGUAGGAUCCGUAGAAUUCCUGGGCUACAGAAUUGACAGGGAGGGGAUUCACCCCACGGAGAGCAAGGUGCGGGCCAUCAGGAAGGCCCCAGCCCCCAAAAAUAAAACGGAGUUACAGGCAUUUUUGGGUCUGGUCAACUUCUAUGCGGUGUUCCUCAAGAACAAGGCAACAAUAGCCGAACCGCUGCAUAAGCUACUGGCAAAGAAUGCUGCGUGGUCAUGGGGGAAAGCGGAAACUAAGGCAUUUGAAGGGGUAAAAAACCUGGUGUCUAGUGAUAGCCUCCUUAUUCAAUACAACGGCACGUUGCCAUUAGUACUGGUCUGCGAUGCAUCUCCCUACGGGGUGGGGGCUGUGCUCAGCCAUAGGUUACCGAAUGGAACAGAAGCCCCUAUAGCAUACUACUCCCGAACAAUGUCCUCGGCCGAAAGGAACUACAGCCAGCUGGAUAGGGAGGCAUUGGCUAUAGUCUCAGGGGUAAAGAAAUUUCACGAAUAUGUAUUCGGCCGAGAUUUUGAAAUAGUGACGGACCAUAGACCCCUGUUGGGACUCUUAGCGGGCGACCGUCCUACGCCCGUUGCACUUUCACCCAGACUGACCCGAUGGACUAUCUUCCUGGCAGCAUACUCUUAUAGACUGAUCCACCGCCCGGGAAAGGAGAUGGGGCAUGCGGACGCUCUGAGCAGAUGCCCGUUACCAGAGACUAUCGAAGAUCCAGCCCCUGGGAUACCCGUCCUACUGAUUGACUCUUGGGACUCUGGCCCUGUCACUUCCAAGGAAGUGGCAAGGGCGUCUUACAAGGACAUUACCAUAAGGACUUGGGGGGAUAGGGUGGUUAUCCCGGAGAAAUUACGGAAAAAGGUACUAGAACUGUUACAUGUGGGCCACCCGGGUAUAGUUCGGAUGAAGAGUUUAGCAAGGAGCUAUGUGUGGUGGCCCCAGAUGGACAAAGAAAUUAGUGACGAGAUAGGGAGAUGUCAACCCUGUCAAGAGUCGAGGCCACUACCCCCCACGGCCCCUAUCCGAGAAUGGGAGAAACCACAGGGGCCAUGGUCUAGGAUUCACAUAGAUUUUGCCGGGCCAUUUCAUGGGCAAACCUUUUUAAUCGCAGUCGAUGCCUACUCAAAAUGGUUAGAAAUCAUUCUAAUGAAAUCCACAACGGCAGAAGCUGUCAUCUCAGUCCUGAGACACCUAUUCGUAACCCAUGGGUUGCCCGACACCCUGGUAUCCGACAACGGCCCGCAGUUCACGGCAACACAGUUUGAGGGGUACUUAGCGGAGGAGGGCAUCAGACAUGUCCUCUCGGCGCCUUUCCACCCGGCGACGAACGGACUUGCAGAACGUUUCGUUCGGAGCGCUAAAGAAGCACUCUCUAGAAUAAGGCCAGCUAUCAAGGAACUUCACAGAAGUAGAAUGGACCUUGAAAAUGUGCAGAAAAUGGUAACUAUAAAUAGUGAAACAGAAAUGAAUGCAAGAGAAAUUAAAUCUGACACCAUAACACAGAAUGGACAAGGUUCCUUUGUGGUGGAUAUAGAAGAAGCACAAGAUUAUUUACCAGAAAAUAAAUUUCUGUUGGAAGUGAAAACCAAUCUGGAACAGAUCAGAUCAUCCUUGCAGAAGCGAGAGACAGAGCUCAAGGAUCUUCUCCAAACUGAACAUUGGUGCAACCCUCAAAUUACAGAAACAGAAAUGAUACAAUGA
Ahaetulla prasina is the source of this 2289-nucleotide messenger RNA. RefSeq lists its product as uncharacterized. The record is from RefSeq and is a predicted model, not a curated record. NCBI's taxonomy places the organism in Eukaryota, Metazoa, Chordata, Lepidosauria, Squamata, Colubridae. The transcript is spliced from 5 exons. Gene Ontology annotation, biological process: DNA integration. The annotation marks the transcript as partial. Gene Ontology annotation, molecular function: nucleic acid binding.